This is a messenger RNA of Homarus americanus (American lobster), 1313 nucleotides long. Its product is annotated as proline-rich extensin-like protein EPR1. The transcript has a single exon. The record is from RefSeq and is a predicted model, not a curated record. NCBI's taxonomy places the organism in Eukaryota, Metazoa, Arthropoda, Malacostraca, Decapoda, Nephropidae. The annotation marks the transcript as partial.
AUGCUUCAGCCUCACCUUUACUCAGCCUCCACCUAUACUUCAGCCUCCACCUAUACUCAGCCUCACCUAUGCUCAGCCUCCACCUAUCUUCAGCCUCCACCAGUUUCAGCCUCCACCUAUUCAGCCUCCACCUAUGCUUCAGCCUCCACCCAUGCUUCAGCCUCCACAUACUUCAGCCUCCAACUAUACUUCAGCCUCCACCUAUACUUCAGCCUCCACAUAUACUUCAGACCACCUGUACUUCAGCCUCCACCUACACUUCAGCUCUCCACCCAUACUAGCCUGCACCUAUACUUCAGCCUCCAUUCAUACUCAGCCUCCACCUAUACCUUCAGCCUCCACCUAUACUUCUCAGCUCCACCUAUACUUCAGCCUCCACCCAUGCUUCAGCCUCACCUACUUCCUCAGCCUCAACCUAUGCUUCAGCCUCCAUCUAUACCUCAGCCUCACCAUGCUUCAGCCUCCAUCUAUGCUCAGCCUCCACCUAUGCUUCAGCCUCCACCUAUACUUCAGCCUCACCUAUGCUUCAGCUUCAACCCAUACUUCAGCCUGCACUCAUACUCAGCCUCACCUAUGCUUCAGCCUCCACCUAUGCUGAGCCCACCCAUCCAGCCUCACCUAUGCUUCAGCCUCUACCUAUACUUCAGCCCUCCUAUACUUCAGCCUCACCUAUACUUCAGCCCACCUAUACUCACUCCACCUAUGCUUCAGCCUCAACCUAUUCUUCAGCCUCCACCUAUAUUUCAGCCUCCACCUAUACUUCAGCCUCACCUAUGCUUCAGCCUCAACCUAUUCUUCAGCAUCCACCUAUACUUCAGCCUCCACCUAUGCUUCAGCCUCCACCAAUACUUCAGCCUCCUCCUAUACUUCAGACCUCAACCUAUACUUCAGCCUCCACCUAUACUUCAGCCUCACCUAUACUUCAGCCCCACCUAUACUUCAGCCUCACCUAUACCUUCAGCCCCACCUAUACUUCAGCCUCCACCUAUACUUCAACCUCCACCUAUACUUCAGCCUCACCUAUACUUCAGCCUCAACCUCUUCUUCAGCCUCCACCUAUAUUUCAGCCUCCACCUAUACUUCAGCCUCCACCAAUACUUCAGCCUCAACCUAUUCUUCAGCAUCCACCUAUACUUCAGCCCCACCUAUACUUCAGCCUCCACCUAUACUUCAACCUCCACCUAUACUUCAGCCUCCACCAAUACUUUAGCCUCCUCCUAUACUUCAGACCUCAACCUAUACUUCAGCAUCCACCUAUACUUCAGCAUCCACCUAUACUUCAGCCUCCACCUAUACUUCGGCAGUCCUUAUAU